Molecule: messenger RNA, 816 nt
Organism: Rotaria sp. Silwood1
Lineage: Eukaryota; Metazoa; Rotifera; Eurotatoria; Philodinida; Philodinidae
Source: the annotation of a GenBank genome assembly
AUGAAACGUUUAGAACGUUUAGGUAGUGUUGCUUUUUUUACAAUAACAGCAAGUUUAGUAUUCCAUUUACUUGGAAUGUCAUUUAAUAGAUGGAAAGUUAGUACAUGUCGUACAUGUGAUCCAAUGAAUCCAUUAUCAUCAUGGACAACAUCAAUACGUGAACGUUGUUAUGAUGCUGGAGUAGCAUCAAUUUUUUUAGCUAAUGAUCCAACAUCUCGUGUUUCUUCAAAUUCAUUUAUAACACAAGUUUGUAUUCCAAAUCAAUAUUUAAUGGUUGAAGAUCCAAUUGAAGCAUUAAAUUGUCUUAAAAAAGUUAAUAAACAACCUGAUUUAAUUUGUUUAUUUAAAUCUCGUGGAGAAAAUUGUAAAUGCGAUUAUACACCAAGAACAAAAGGAGUAUUGGCUAUGGCAAUUUUAGCAGCUUUUUCACUUGGAAUUUUAGUUUUUUUAACACAUUUAGUUACUUUUGUUAAGAUAGAUUAUGUAUUACGAUGGUUAAUUCCAGUUUCAUUUGCUCUUUUAAUAUUUUCAAUAACUUGUAUUGUCAUAGCAAUAAGUGUUUCAGGUGGAAAAUUAAAUGAAGAUGUAUAUCAUCUUCGAUCUCGUUGGUCUUCUAUGGAUCAUUUUUCUCAAAAUGAAACAGUUAAUCAAUAUUGGGAAACAACAUUUAACAAUUUAACAAAUGCAGAAUAUAAUAUUAGAGUUGGAUGGUGUUUUGGAAUGGAAAUAAUGGCACUUUAUUUUGCUCUUAUUUCAUUAGUUAUAUAUGCACUUAUGUUUUUUGCUAAAACACGACCUGAACAAAGAAAAAAAUAA